Messenger RNA from Alternaria infectoria, 1716 nucleotides. RefSeq lists its product as uncharacterized. NCBI's taxonomy places the organism in Eukaryota, Fungi, Ascomycota, Dothideomycetes, Pleosporales, Pleosporaceae. The record is from RefSeq and is a predicted model, not a curated record. The coding region runs from base 1 to 1716 and encodes 571 amino acids. The transcript has 4 exons.
AUGCAUACCGGAGACAGCCCAAUCAAGUCGUGGCUACCGCAUCCGCUUGAGAGACUACUCAACUACUACGCCCCUGCGGACCCGUCAUAUCAUCGUAUACCCACAGACAAAUCCCGCGAUAACACUGCUCAUCGGCGUGGUCUUUCGAAGAGCAUGGUUUACGGAGUUCUCCUAGGCGCAUUGGUCAUCGGCGGCGCAGGCUCGGGCUGGUACUUCAAUCAACGUACCGGAAGAGGUGAGUUCCCGAGCUUGUACGAAGCCGAUAUUGAGACGGUGACCAAGGGCUUGGAAUGUAACGAUUACACCAGCGUAGAUCUUGUCAAGGCAAGUUGCUGGCAUUCAACACCUUCACCGAAUUCGUUGCUUAACGCUGCCAAACAGACUUACAUCGCUCGUAUCAAUGAAGUGAACGAUUUAUUGCGCCCAGUCAUCGAAGCCAAUUCUGAUGCGCUGGAUAUCGCGACUGCACUUGACCAUGAGCGCUCGAAAGGUAUGGUGCGAGGACCGAUGCAUGGCAUCCCUAUACUCAUCAAAGAUACGAUCGCCACGAAAGACAAGAUGAACAACACCGCUGGUUCUUACGCGCUCGUCGGAGCUAAGGCUCCAUCUGAUUCGACUAUCGCGAAGAAGCUCAGAGAGGCAGGUGCCAUUAUCCUGGGAAAGACAAAUCCUAGCGAGUGGGGCAGCUUCAGGAUACCAUGGGAUUCGAGUAACGGCUGGUCAGCCUAUGGUGGACAGACAUAUGGAGCGUUCUAUCCUCAUCAAGACCCGUCUGGUAGUUCCAGCGGAAGUGCGGUUGCAGCUUCCGAGCGCAUGGACACCAUCGGCCCCCUAACGAAAACCGUCAAAGACUCAGCCUACGUUCUCCAAAGCAUCGUAGGCACCGAUGUAUACGACAACUACACCUCUACUAUACCAGACAACGUCGACAAAGACUUUGUCGGCGCCUGCGAACUCACCGCACUCAGAGGCGCACGACUAGGCGUCCCUCGCAAUGUGAUCAACCUCAUGUGGGACAACACAACAGCCUCCACAGUCGCGGCAUUCAACAACACCCUUGACAUCCUCCGCUCGUCCGGCGCAACAAUCCUAGAAACCGACUUCCCAGCCGCCCAAGCCUUCCUAAACGACACCCUCCUAGCCCUACAAAUCAUGUCCGCCGAUUUCGUCGUAAACAUCGAGUCGUACCUCAAACAGCUCACCCACAACCCGCACAACAUCUCCACCCUCCUCGAACUACGCGCCUGGACACGCCAAAGCCCACUAGAAAGCUACCCCGGCAAAUCAACAAGCGUCUGGGAUUUCGCGCUGGAAAACUGGAACAACACAACCCCGGAAUUCUGGCAGGCGUACCAAAAAGGUCUGUACUAUGACACCGAAGGAGGGUUACUUGGAACGAUAAAACGGCACGGUCUCGAUGCUGUUGUCUUACCGUCGAAGUUUUCUUGGUAUUUUGCUGCGGUUGCUGGGGCGCCGGUUGUGAGUAUACCGAUGGGGGUUAUGGGGGAUGAGCAGCCGGUUGUGGUUGAUCCUGAUGGGUUGGUGGGGUCGGCGCCGGGUAUUCCGUUUGGGUUUAGUUUUUUGGGGGAGAAGUGGAGUGAUGCGAGGAUUGUUGGAUUGGCGUAUGCGAUGGAGCAGAGGACGCGCGUGAGGGGGAAAGUGAAGCCGGUUGUUAGGCCAUGGACUGAGUUGGGGGAUGUUGUUGGGAGGAGGUAG